GGACAAAAUAUUGUUGCAACUUUUGAAAACUUUAAGCAUUAAAUGAUGAACAGGAUAAAUGAUUUCCCAAAGACCGAUGAUUCGGGAACAACUCGUGAACCUCAUGUUGCUGGUCCAAACGCUGAUAAAAAGUCAGAGUUUUGUCGGAAGAAACCUCUGCCAUCGAUUUCGAUUGAGAAAGACCCCGAGUUUGCUGAGUCGCUCCUUUGUGCAGCAACAAUGCAUAUCAGACAAAAGACUCGUGAGUCGACUGGAUCUUCUACACCAAGGCCGCAAUGUCCUGGGCAUGUCCUCGUUCCACGCACAAAAGACAUCCCUAAACCAGGCACUGGCCGGCGCAGUCCUCCCAUCCCACCAGGGCCGACUCAAGGCCCAUGCGGUGACCUACCACCCCGCAAGACCACUGAUGGAAUCCAUAAGCGAGACAGUCACAACCAGUGCGACAAUCAUCUCUUGUUGAACCCACCUUGGAGGGCAACAUGUGCUAUUGUGGAACCGACCCAGGCUGGCAACAUCUGCCUUGAGCGUCUACCUCGGGGUCUCAAACAACCGAAGAUCGUCGACCUGUGCCACAGACACGGUCACCGCCGACGACUAGAGCCUUUGGAGGAAACACAAAACGCUGAUGCAGCUCAAAAGAGAGGUAGACCAGUGAUGCAACGGAAGGCGAAUGGGUCUAAACAACGAGGAGAUUUCAAUGCUAAGAAAGUCAUUAUUGAGAAGAAUACAUUCAAUACGAUCGCCGAGGAGCAGCGACACCGUCAAGGCUCCGAUGAUAGGACAAAAACGGAUAACAGUUUCGGGGAGGAUAACAAAGACAUGACCAUGAUAACAGGUUGUAAGGCAACGGAGGAUCUCAAAGAAGAGCGUCCUGAAGAUGUAACUUUGGAUGAAGGCCAAGAUGAGCAGAAUGUAUCAAAGCAGGGUGAUUCUGAUGAAGACAUAAUUCUACAGAGUGCUCGAUGUGGAACUGACGAUUUUGACCACAAACUCUCUGAAACAACUUGUAAAACAACAGUUCCUAGCACACACGAGAACAUCAUCGGGGAAACAGAAGAUGAAGAAACAACCCCAGACGAAGCCUGUUUAUCCAAAGAGGAUGUAGAAACUUCAGACACGGCACUGUGCCGAACAAUGCCUUCGAAACCAACUCUAGUGAAAGCGGAGAGUCUGACGUUCAGACGAACUACGGGGAAACUCCACACGGACGAGCGACCGAAUAGCUUCACGGCACUCACUGCCAAGGUAAAGGAGCUUGAACACGUUGAAGAGACAACCAGUCAGCCUACAACCGGUCAACCUUUGUCGGGAGUGACGAUCCACGAGAAAGUGCAAGCAAAUGAUAAUGUCAUUACCUCUGCUGACGAUCACAGCGACUAUACACCAGACGACAAGGGAGACACGAUAUGCCAUGAUUCUCAUAGAAAUGACAACAUACUUGAAUCGUGCUUGAAUGAGCACCAACUCAUACCUUGCCCACAGAACAUUGAAGAGGGUCCUUGUACUGCUGAUGAAGUCAGUGCAUUUGACCAGCCCGAAACUUUCCAGGAUUCGAAGAAGUACGAGAUUACGGAAAUACAGAGUAAGAGAACGGGUGACCUUAAUUCUUCAGCUUGUGAGGACAAGCCAGACGGUUUGCUUGAUGACAAAGUACAAGUGCCUUUGGAAACAGAUAGACAAUCCGGUGUUUCAAAGCAUGCAGAAAACAUCGAUGAAGCGUCCAUUUAUAAAGACCAAUCGUUAAGUAUGCAAAGUGAUAAGUCAUGUCCAAUUUCUGAAUCAAACAGCAGAACAACACAGGAAGAGUCUAUACGAGAGAAUCGUGAGAGUGAGCUGUUAAGCUUUUCCGUCGACUCUCCGAGAAUGCCAAGAAAUGAGAACUGGGAUUGCGUCAAUUCAAAUCAAUCCACGCCAACAACUGACGAUUCAGCAGAAAAACAAGAAUCACCGAUUGGCCAGUUCAAGGAUCAAGAUGCGAAAAACACGGGUUUAGAAGCUGUCAAUCUCGAGACAAUUAGACAACGACCUAAAACAGAUAUGCCAUCUCAAAACGAGACUCGAGAAACAGAAGUGUCUGUUCAGAUUUCACAAAAAUCUGAAAAUUUCAAGGAACCGUCCCCACAUUUACAGCGAUCUCUAAGUUGUCACGACCUUGCCAUUGAUGUUCGGUUCUUCAAGACACCGGACAACGACACUAACGAUGGAAACUGCUUCCACCACGGAGAAUCGCCUUCACUGGGAAGUGGUUCUCGAGAAAAUUCUGAUGGCAGUUACAAAAACGAGAGAUGCACAAUACGGAAAAUACAUUCCCAUGACAACUCGGGGAAGUGUAAGUAUAUUGUAUUGCCUGACCAAGACAGAGUUAUCUCAGAUGUCCAUGGGAUACCUAUCAAACCCUUAAGGAUAGACAAUGACAAGGAUACCCAAAGAGAUACAUGUGAAAGUGCUUCGGACAGACAAUCCCUGCUGCAAAACCCAAGCGAGAUUCCAACAGAUGGCAUCAAAACAACAAGCAGGGAGAAAAAUAUCACCAAAGCAAGAAACAUCACCUCCGAUCCGAGGAUAGAUCCCAUUGUGUCUAAACUCGAAACGGUGGAGGGAUCAUCGGUUUUACGGAUUGACAAGAUAACCGACGGACGAAACAACGAGCAAGAAACAUGCUCCAGGGACGACAACAGAGAAACGACUGAUGAAAACCAUGAUUUGAUAUUGUCAAGGCAAGACCAAUUAAGAAAUGGCAUUGGCAGGAGAGCACGGAGAAAAACAGAGUGUGAUAUGCACCCUAUCCAAGAAGACGAGACAGUUGAUAGUGAGAUAGUGAAUGACCAAGAUGCUAAUACAGAAGGAUUUCAAGGUCAAAGGGAGGAUGGGGGUGGAAAAAGUGGAAUCGGAGAAGAAGAAUGGUUUCCACUGUCUGUACAUCCACUGCCACAACCAACUGCGGCUAAUGUGUCCGGACCACCACCGAAACAACCUCAACCGAAAAGGAUCAACUUCGCCGAAUCCAAUCGCUUCCUCCGUAUCCAUGGCAACUAUCUCCAAGGCGACGGGCCAUGGGGUCACGGCGACCGAAUCGAGCGGCCAAGAAACUACGUUGAACCAAACGUCAGCCUAGAUGAUAUGUCUCUGCGCUUUUUCACCGACAUAACCCCGCUUGACCUUGCUUUCAACGCCAUCAACGUCGUCAAUUCGUGCUCCAAUUCCAUCAGCUAUCAUUCCUGUAUCAACCAGAAGCGCCUCCUAGCAGCGUUGGAUGGACUUAAACACGAUGAUGUCUACAAGCACGCGCUGAUUUGUCCCCUUGCACUUCAGUGCGCCACAGCAACGCGAGAAUUCAGUCAGGCUCUUCAUAAGGUAUUCAGGAGGUUCUCCAAUCGGGCCAGAGCGGCACAAGAAGCGCUGCUGGAAUACUACCGAGCACUGGCUGCUGGGGAGGUCAACUCGCCAGAGAUGCUGAGGCAGAUUCAGAGGGAUGGGAGGAGAUUGUACAUGGUUUGGGAGGGAGGAAGAUACGUCACGAAGUACUCGGAUGAUGCCAUAGCUGAGUUGAGCAACAGUAGCAGUGACACCAGCACCCGCCCCUCUGCUUCCGACCCAGCAGAGUUUGUUGACAACGAAUCAAAAGAAUAACUCAUUGGAGAAUAAUGUCUUUGAUUGACUUAAAUCUGUGGCUGCUCCAUUACAACUUCAACCUCUCGGUUGUUUCAUGAAGCCGUGAUGCAUUUCACUGCAUGG
Molecule: messenger RNA, 3735 nt
Organism: Patiria miniata (bat star)
Lineage: Eukaryota; Metazoa; Echinodermata; Asteroidea; Valvatida; Asterinidae
Exons: 3
Coding region: 43-3630 (1195 amino acids)
Source: RefSeq, a predicted model, not a curated record